CGUCGCAACCUUGUGAUGGCGUCGAGUGCCGUUCAGGGGCUGAGUGUGUGUUGACGGAGGAGGGCGAGCCGGAGUGCAAGUGCCGUUCUCAGUGCCUCCAGGAUGGUGCUCGCCGUCCUGUCUGCGGCUCUGACGGCACCGAUUACAGCAGCGAGUGUGAGCUGACCCGCACCGCCUGUAUCCUCAAUCAACAGGUGCAGGAGCGCUACGCCGGCAUGUGUGAUCCGUGUGGUCAUGUGGUGUGCCAAGCGGGUCAAAAAUGCCUGGUAGAUGACGCCAGGGUGCCACGGUGCCAGUGUAACUCCACGUGUCCCUCCACUCUCUCACCCGUGUGUGCUAGUGAUGGUACUACAUACAGCAACGAGUGUGUGAUGAACUUCGAGGCUUGCAGUAGAAGACAAGUUCUUAGUGUUCUAUAUCGUGGCGAGUGUUCCUCAGGUGUCAACCCUUGCGGGGCGGUGCGGUGCGGGUCAGGGCAGGGGUGUGUGGUGAAUCAGUACGGGGUUGCCACCUGCCGGUGUCGCAGAUGGUGCCCGCCCGUGGUGACGCCCGUGUGCGGCUCUGAUGGCACCACCUACGACAGUCGCUGUCACCUGGAAAGGGACGCCUGCCUCAGACAGAGGUCCAUUACCGUCGCCUUCGUCGGCUCCUGUGGUGCAGGUGGUCCGUGCGAGAAGUACAAAUGUGAGUACGGAGGAGUGUGCGUGGAGAGGUACGGCCAGGCAGAGUGCGAGUGUCCUGAGUGCGGCGGAGAGUACCAGCCCGUGUGUGGUGGUGACCGUCGCACCUACCACAGCUCCUGCCGCCUCGCCCGCCAUGUGUGUCUAACCACCACCCACGUCGAGCUUCUCCACCACGAUCCUUGCGAUGCGUGUAAGGGCGUUGAGUGUGGGGAGUUCGGACAGUGUCGGGUGGACGCAGAGGGCUUCGGUCGCUGUUCCUGCCCCACGAAUUGCUCUCAGGCGCUGGGUGGGGAGGUGUGUGGCAGCAACGGGGAGACGUAUGCAUCAGAGUGCCACCUUCAAGUCGCCGCGUGUUCCACUCAGCAACACUUGAGCGUCACACACAAGGGGAACUGUGAUCUGUGCCUGGACGUACACUGUAAGUACAGGGCCAGGUGUGAGGGAGGCCGCUGUAUCUGUCCCACAGACUGUCCCGACAAGAAAGAGCCUGUCUGUGGCUCCGACCGUAUCACCUAUAGCAACGAGUGUGUCAUGCGCAAGGUGGCAUGUGAGAAGAACGAGGAUAUGAACUACCUGUUCUUCGGGGAGUGUGACGAAAUAGGAGGCAUCGUCACAGACGUGAUCUACCCCACGCCCCUGCCGCCUGCUAGCCCUGAGGAUCCCUGCCACUUCCAUACCUGCAUUGCGGGGGCUAAUUGCCAGAAGGACGCCGAGGGUAGAGCGCGCUGCGUCUGCGACUUCUAUUGUUCGCCUCCACCUCGCUACGAGCCUGUGUGUGGCAGCGACAAGGAGUUCUACGAAUCUGACUGUCUGAUGCGCCUCCACGCCUGCAACAUACAGGUCAAGCUCUCCGUGAGGCCCAUCCACGAAUGUGCCGCUGCACAGAGGCUGAGGGCGUGUAACGGGACGUCGCCGCUCAUCAAUCCAUCGACGGGGGAGGACCUGUACUGCGGUGAGGGCGGCACCAUCUGUCCCCCCGGUACCUACUGUCACCGCCAGCACGACUUCGCCAAGUGCUGCAGGGAUUACUCCGUCAGGGUGGCUGUUAUCGAAGCUCCAGUGCCCCGGGACUGUCACCAGAGUGACUGGGGAUGCUGUGAAGACGGUAUCAACUUCUCCACGGGACCGGAGAGCGAAGGCUGUCCCGAAUCCUGCCGCUGUCACAGACUCGGGUCAGUGAGGGAGGCGUGCGAUGCUGUGACGGGUGUGUGUGAGUGUCGCCCGGGAGUAGGUGGCAAGAACUGUGACCGCUGCCUCCCGGGUUACUUUGGCCUCCACAGGGUGUCUGACGGCGCCAUCGGCUGCACACCUUGUGGGUGCUCGCUGUUCGGGUCACUCAGGUCCGACUGUAUGCAGAUGACGGGGGAGUGUGUGUGUAAGACUGGGGUGACGGGCCACCGCUGUACGCUGUGUCCUCGAGGCCAGGUUCUCCGUCUAGAAGGAUGCAUCUAUGAGGACCUGCUCGUGCCCCAGGCCACCACCUGUGACCUCCUCCAGUGCAACUUCGGGGGUCGCUGUUCUGAGGACGCCGGAGCCGCUACCUGCGUCUGCAUCCACCACUGUUUACCGAGUGGCGUGGGCGGAAAGCUGGCAGUGUGUGGGUCGGACAGGGUGACGUAUGCCUCCGAGUGUGAACUGAAGCACCAGUCGUGCGUCCAGCAGGCGGACAUCGUGGUCGUGGCCUUCGGGUCAUGUACUGAGUCUUGGACGGACGCUCCUGUACGUCGGUCCACCGCCGAGGACGGAUGGGGCACUGAGGAAUGGGCGUGGCCAGGGAGGGGCCUCACUGAACACCACGCCCUCGCUACUCGCAGACACAUAGACGCCGCCCACUUCACCCGCGCUCACUCUGCCAACCCCUCUCACUCCAUCAAUAUGAUCGUUGAGUCGCCGACACACGUUGUGACACCCAAGACGGCACUGGACUCGGAGGAACAAGGCCACAUCUACCCGCUCUCAGCAGCCACCAAACAACCCUAUAAAGUGCCAGCCUUCACGGGCACCUCCUAUAUACAGUUGAUGCCGUGGUCAGUACCGACGAAGGUGCAGCUGGAGGUGGAAUUCGUAGCGCACGAGCGAGACGGAGUGUUGCUGUACAUCCAACAAAACCUGGGAGGAGUUGGCGACUUCCUGGCGCUAGUCCUUAACGGCGGAUAUUUGGAGGUUCGUCUUGAUCUGGGCAACGGACAGAUCACCGUCAGGUCACCGGCGCCAGUUGACCUCUUCACGAAGACUCAGGCCAGCGUCAGGACAUACAAUAGAGACGCACUUCUACAAAUGGACGUGGGAGAGAAGGUGUCCGUGCGGUCAGACGGCGUACAUCACGCCCUUGACAUUCACGCCCCGCUGUAUGUGGGGGGCGUGCCCAGCCUGACGCCACAGGUGCUCGAAAACCUGGGCGUGGCCAAGGGCUUCACCGGGUGCGUCCACUCCCUUAAGGUCGGCCAGCGAGCCCUCGACCUGGUGUGGGGACGGUCCGGGAGCGUCGGUCACGCCCACAACGUGAGUGAAUGCCGCCCCUCCCCCUGUGCCGCCCACCCCUGCACCAACGGGGGCACCUGCCGCCCACGGCCACACAGCCUCGGCUUCCUCUGCCACUGUCCUACCUUAUACACAGGCAGCCGGUGUGAGGUGGAGGUGAGUGAGGGUUGUCGUCGCCUGCAGUGUCCUCCCGGCACCACCUGUCAGCGCGUCCCAGCAGCUACCACCCUCCACUGCGUCUCGGAGUUGGGCGCAGAGGAAGCGUGGCCAGUUGCAGACCUGAAAGGGCGUGGGUAUCUUGCUCUGCCGCGCCUGCAGGCUGUGUUAGAGGGCGUGUCGUUGGAGUUGUGGUUCCUGGCGCGCGCCCCCCAUGGCAUGUUACUGUACCAGGCGGAGGGACCCGCCCAUCGUGGUGACUUUAUCAGCCUCAACCUCGCCAGCGGCUACGUCCAGUUCAGACUGGAUGUUGGCCCUGGUGUGGUCAACCUAACGUCGACCGAGGUGGUGCAGGAGGGAGCGUGGCACCGCGUGAAGGCGUGGUGGGAGGGGGGUCGAGCCUCGCUACAGGUAGACGAGCAUCCCCCUGUCACCUGCCCCGCCCCAGGACCCCCACAUACCCUCACCCUCAACACCCCACUCUACCUAGGUGGCUUCAGACUCUGGUACUUGGUGAAUCGAGAGUCAGGCAUCCUGGUGGGUCUAGACGGAGCACUACAGAGGUUACUGGUGAACGGCGUAGUGUACAGCAGGCUGACGGAGGCGGCGACGGAGCAACGGGGCGUAUCGGUGUAUAUAGGCCCUCCCUGCCACCCCAACCCUUGUGCCAACGGUGGCCUGUGUGUGCCAAUUCUCGCCAACUUCUCGUGUCGCUGCCCAGUCAUGUUCGUGGGCAGACUCUGUCACAAAAGUCUGACUGGAGUGAGUCUUGACCAGCCUAUUCACUUCGAUGGAACCACGUCUGUUCUCUACCCAGGGCAGCUCUCCCUCAAGUCCAACAAGAGUGGGCUACACGUCCCCUGGAGUCACCCUGACUACGACUACCUGGAGUACGACGAGGUGGAGCAACAGCUACUGGACCAAGUGGUGGACGGCAGCAACGACCUACAUGACAGAGGUCGCGGACGGCCACACGGCGUGCUGGAGGUCAGUUUCCGUGCGGACAGUGGGACGGGGCUGCUUCUGUGGGCGGGGCGAGGGCGGAGUGGGCGUGGCAAGGCGGGGGACUACCUCGCACUGGCUCUGGUCGACGGCUUCCCUCAGCUGGCAAUCAACCUCGGCCGAGCCCGCAAGCCAUUCAUCCUCACAGCCACGGGGACGGUAGAUGACGGGUCCUGGCACGUGGUGAGAGUGACGCGACGGUGGCGACGAGCGCUACUGAAGGUGGACAAUCACCGUCCAGUGCGGGGUAAGGCACCGCGCGGCGCCACCACCCUCCACACCGACGGUGAUCUCUGGAUAGGUGGUCACAGGUGGGUGCCCACCCAGCUGGAUCCCGCCUAUCACUGGGGCUUCAGAGGGUGUGUGGACCGUGUGAUGGUGGAUGGCCGUGAGGUACACUUGGUCCAUCACGCAGCCUCUCCGCGACUCCAGUUCUGCCAGACCCUCAGCUAACACCAAGCCGACACCCCAGCUAAAGCCAGUUUCAUACAUCUGCUAACUCCAAGUCCACACCUCAGCUAACACCAAGUCCACGUCUCAAUGAACUCCAGGUCCACAUCUAAGCUAAUACCAGAGGCCACAUCUCAACCUCAGCUAACACCAAGUCCACGCCUCAGCUAACACCAGGUCCACGCCUCAGCUACAGUAACUCCUGAUACAAACCUCAGCUAAUAUAGUUCCAACGCUUCAGCUGACGCUAAUCCUACGCCCUCAGUUAACACCAGGCCCUGCACGCUUCAGCUAAAUUUCAAGUCUACGACCUCCACUUACAGUCGGGUCCACGCCUUAAAUCAAUAAGUUCAUCUCUGCAGCUAACAAGAUCAUUUCCAUCUCACCUAAGGCCAUCUCCAAUCCCACAGUUAACAUUUACUCCACGAAAAGGUUCCUGUCCCUGGUUUUCCCUUAACUGAGUAUCUAAGAACUUUUGUAAAUGACUAACCAAGCGUAAAUGGCGUCAGUA
Molecule: messenger RNA, 5283 nt
Organism: Homarus americanus (American lobster)
Lineage: Eukaryota; Metazoa; Arthropoda; Malacostraca; Decapoda; Nephropidae
Product: agrin-like
Exons: 30
Coding region: 216-4775 (1519 amino acids)
Biological process (GO): multicellular organism development; cell differentiation
Molecular function (GO): calcium ion binding; protein binding
Source: RefSeq, a predicted model, not a curated record